This is a messenger RNA of Auxenochlorella protothecoides, 1932 nucleotides long. Its product is annotated as Uric acid degradation bifunctional protein TTL. Lineage: Eukaryota; Viridiplantae; Chlorophyta; Trebouxiophyceae; Chlorellales; Chlorellaceae. The transcript is spliced from 8 exons. Gene Ontology annotation, biological process: purine nucleobase metabolic process. The coding region runs from base 1 to 1932 and encodes 643 amino acids. The record is from RefSeq and is a predicted model, not a curated record.
AUGAUAGGGUACACCAAUGACCCUGCCACCGAGCUGAGCGUCGCAGCGGGCGAGCAGAUGAAGAUCACGGAGCUGCGCCUGGCCAAGCUGGUGGGGGCCGUGCCGUCCCCCGCCAACGUGGCUGCGCGCCGAACAGGGGAGAGCCUGCGUUCCCCCAUCACCACACACGUGCUGGACACCGCCAGGGGCAAGCCCGCCUCCGGCGUGAGAAUCGUGCUGGAGAGGGCCGCUCCGGGUUCGAGCAACGCGUGGCAGCAUGUGGGGGCGGGCAAGACCAAUGGUGACGGCCGCGUGCCGGAUCUGCUGCCCCCCGCAGCCAGCGUCGCGCCCGGGGUCUACCGCAUCACCUUUGACACCAGUGAGUACAUGCGGCGGUGCAGAGCCGAACACCCGGCCUUCUUCCCUGCCAAGCCCUUUUACCCGCGCGUCUCCGUGUUCUUCGAGAUCCUGGAGUCUCAGGAUGAUGCAGCACCCCGCUCUCCCCACCAGCUGUCCCCCGUGUCCAGCGGGGACCUGUCCGUCGACGGACGCUCCAAUCCCAGUCAUGUAGCAAGGCUGCAGGCGGCUGUGACCCCCCGCAAGUUUGACUUUGCCGCCGACAUCGUGAACAACGACGAGCUGGCGCGAGCCGCGCGGGCGGAGGCGGCCUCCGCCUCGCCGCGCUGCCAGCCCUCCUUCGAGCCGCUGCAGCACGGUCCGGAGCUGGACCGCCAGGCCGCGGUGAUCGACCGCCUGGACGCGGGCGCGCACGAGGAGAGCGGCGUGAACCAGGCGCUGGCGGCGCUGAUGCAGCGGCGGCUGGCCGCCGCGCGCAGCGCCUCGGAGCGCACGCUGGGCGCGCUGCGCGCGCUGGCGGGCGCGGAGCUGGCCCAGGCACGCGCGCUGGGCCUGGCGGCGGGCGUGACCCUGGCCGCGGAGACUGACGGCCCGGGGCUGCGCCGCGCGCUGGCGGCCUUCCAGGAGGCCCCGCGUGCGGCGGCCGCCUGCCACGCCCGCGCCGCCGAUGGACUGGACGCCCAGGCCCAGACGCUGAGGGCGCUGGUGGACCGGCUGCGCCGGGAGGCCGCGGGGGUCGCGAGCGACGCCGCCGCGCUCAAGGCCGGCGUCGACGCCGCGCGGCGCUCGAUGCAGGCAGCCGCCGCCGUGCACCGCGCGGCCUGCGGCCGCGCGCCGGGCGCGCUGGGCCGUGGCGGCGUGGAGGCCGACCCCUGGGUCACGGAAGCGCGGCUGGUGCAGGGCCAGGCCAGGCUCAUGGCCGCGCAGCAAGCGGAGCGGCGCUUCCUGGCCAAGGUGGGGGCGCAGGUGGAGAGCAUGGAGCGGGAGCGCGCUGCUGUGCUGUCCACGACCCUCGCGGCCUCGGUCCGCAUCUACGGGGAGAGCCUGGCCUGCGUCGAGCGUGCCGCGCCGCGCCUGGAGGCCCUGCUGGAAAGCGCGGACAUGGACGCCGACCUGGCCGCCUUCUGCGACACGGCGGCGCACAGCGUGGCGGCGGGCGAAGCCCUGGCCGCCCGCCAGGCCGGUCUGCUGGCCGGCGUCCGCCGCGAGCUGGCCGCCAGCCCCGAGGUCCUGCGUGCGGGGGCCAUGGAGGCCUGGGACGCUGCGCGCGGUGUCUGGGUGCCCGACCGAUUUGUGCUGACGCGCGCCGGGUUCCUGCACCGCCUGGCGCGCAGCCCGGGAGGGGACCCGGAGGUUAGCAUGGUGCAGGGGCCGCCCACGCCCGUCCUGGCGGAGAGCGUGGCCCUGGCCCGCUGCGCCUUUGAGCAGGGCGAGGCCCCCGUGUUCAGGCUGGUGGAGACUGCGGCCGGUAGCCUGGCCAGGAGCCUGUUCCUGGCGCCCCGCACGCGCGCGCGCACCUUCCGCACGGCUUCCGUGGAGGAGUGCAUGGACUGGGCCAUUGCCCUGCGGGAGGUGCUGGCCGCGUGCACGCGCUGA